Molecule: messenger RNA, 267 nt
Organism: Durusdinium trenchii
Lineage: Eukaryota; Dinophyceae; Suessiales; Symbiodiniaceae
Source: the annotation of a GenBank genome assembly
AUGAGCAAGGCAGCCAAGGCCAAUCAGGCACCCAGCAAGAUAGCUGAGUCGUCCUUUGGCGCGGAGGAUGAAGCACUUGGACAAGGUCUCCCUGCGCAUUGGACAAUAGAGGCUCUAGAUGAGCGGGUUCAGAGUUUGUUGGAGAGCUACUUGUCCUCCGCAAAGUCUGACGACGCCAUCAAGAACUUCAAGGAUAUGCAGGGAACCGCAGGGCCUAGAUAUGUCAUGCUUAAAAAGGGCGUUGACUUACGCUUUGGUGCAGUGUAG